UAAAAAGCAGAGUGGACAUAGAAAAGAAAAAAAGAAAGAAAGAAAGAAAAGAGUGACUUCACUCUAAUCAGAUACACAACACAACUUAAGAAAACCCCAUUAAUCCUUUUUUUUUUUUUCUUUUUUCUUUUUUGAUUCUUUCUUUUCCUUGUCUCUCUCUCUCACAUUUUCUCAUUGUAAGUGCUUUCAUCGCUCUCCCUCUCUCUAAAGUUCAUUCUGCAUUAUUGAAGUUUCCAUUUCUAAUGUACGAUCUUAUGCGGGUAUAUCGUCGGUGAAGAAGAGAAGAUGAUGUUCACCAAUAAAUGGGUUCAAGAGAAUUUGUAUCAGGAAACUGCUACCAAGAGAAAGGAUGUCUCCAAUUUCAUUAUAACUGAGAAACUAAGUUCUGAACCUUUUGGUCAUAUGAAAAUGGGUGGAGGAGGUGGCUUUGGGUUGCCUUCUCCGGCUAAAUUCCGUAGUGGGCACAUGGCAUUCGAUGCAAUUCCUGUGUCACGAGCUAUACCUGUGAGGGGGAAAAGUGGGGGGUCUGGAUCAGACAUGGAUACAUCUUCUGACUCCGAAGAUGAGGUCUAUGGGGAUCAAUACUCACUGGAUUCAUCUCCUCAAGAUGAUAAGAUUUCCAAUAUUGUGGCUUCUAGACAUACUUCUCCAAUGAAAAGGAAUGGGAAUUAUAACGUUGAUGAACUUUCAGAUUCUUGCUAUAGCACUAAAGGUUCAUAUAUGCAACAGAAAAGCAUGAAUAAUUCCCAUUACCAUAGUGGAGUAUAUACCUCAAACAGUUAUUCUCCCAGUGUUACUUCACAGGCAAAACCUGAUGUGACAGCUAAACAGGAUUACAGUGAGACAACAAUGAAGAUCAGAAAGUUUGUAUAUAAAGAUAUGCCCAGUGCACCUCCUAUCAGUUCUGGUCCAGAAAUUGAACACAUGACCGAGAAUAUUUCAACUUUUGAAGAUAAUGGCAUACCUCGUUCGGCUAAUUUGAAUAAUUUGCCAGCCACAUAUGAAUCAAAAUCAUCAAAUCAUGUUCAUUUUAGCUCAACUAUACUGGAUGGAACUCGCAAUGGGACUCCUAACCCAGCAGAAAGGAUUGCAGCUGGAAAAGAAGUUAAUGUACCUUCAAGUUCUUUACCUGCUCGCCUCCCCACAUUUCAUGCAAGUGCACAAGGUCCUUGGUGUGCUGUGAUUUCCUAUGAUGCAUGUGUUCGGCUAUGUCUUCACUCAUGGGCCAAAGGUUGCACUGAAGAAGCUCCAUACUUUUUGAAAGAUGAAUGCGCGUCUUUGCGCUAUUCAUUUGGUUUACAGCAUGUAUUAUUACAACCAGAAGAAGAGCUUUUGGCGAAACGAUCUUCAGAGGUGGUAAGUGAGGGAGUUGCUUCAAAAUCUAAGAAAACUUUUGGCAAGAUGAAAGUGCAAGUACGCAAAGUGAAAAUGGGUUUGGAUCCACCUGCUGGCUGCAGUUUUUCAUCUCUGAACCCAUCUAUGAUAAAACUGGAACCACUUCGCCAACAUUUGUCAACUUUAAGUUUAAUAUUACAUUCUGGAUGGGAAGCUGUGCGGAAAGUUCGUGUGACUCCCCAUAUUCCUCCAAACGGUUCUCUUUCACAACAAAGUCUGGCAUACAUGCGGGCUAGCACUCAGUACAUGAAACAAGUCUCCAGGCUAUUGAGAGAUGAGGUUAAAACUUUGCGCAACAGUCCCUCAUCAUAUGAAGUAGUACAAGAAACACAUACUUGCUCGUUGAGAUUGAAAAGCUCUUCUGAAGACGAUUCAGUUCGAAUGCAACCAGGAUCUGGUGAAACUCACAUGUUCUUUCCUGAUAAUCGUAGUGAUGACUUGAUCAUCGAAGUCCAUGAUUCCAAGGGAAAAUAUUGUGGUCGUGUGCUGGCUCAAGUGGCUGCUAUCGCUGAUGACCCAACUGACAAGCUUCGGUGGUGGCCCAUAUACCAUGAGCCCGAACGUGAACUCAUUGGAAGAGUACAGUUGUAUAUAAAUUAUUCAACUACUCCAGAUGAGAGUAAUCAUCCUAAGUGUGGUUGUGUUGCAGAAACUGUAGCAUACGACUUUGUUUUGGAAGUUGCCAUGAAAGUUCAACAUUUUCAACAAAGAAAUUUAUUGCUAAAUGGCCCAUGGAAGUGGUUAGUGACUGAAUUUGCAUCUUAUUAUGGUGUAUCAGAUGCAUAUACCAAAUUAAGAUAUCUUUCCUAUGUCAUGGAUGUGGGUACACCCACCAAAGACUGUCUUGACUUGGUAUAUGAUUUGCUACAACCUGUAAUUAUGAAGGGUAAUAGGAAAAGUGUAUUGAGUCAUCAAGAGAAUCGCAUCCUUGGUGAGGUUGAGGAUCAAAUUGAACAAAUUCUUGCUCUGGUUUUUGAGAAUUACAAGUCACUGGAUGAAUUAGCACCAUCUGGUAUGAUGGAGAUUUUUGGCCCUGCCACUGGAUUGGCAGCUCCUGCAUUGGCACCUUCUGUCAAGCUAUAUUCUCUCCUGCAUGACGUAUUAAGUUCUGAGGUGCAAUUGAAGUUUUGCAGAUAUUUUCAGGCUGCUGCAAAGAAGAGGUCAAGAAUGCAUAUGGCUGAGACAGAUGAAUUUAUAAGCAGUGCUGAGGGCACAUUGCUGGAUCCCAUGGUUGUUUCAACUUCUUAUCAAAAGAUGAAAUCUCUUAUUUUAAGUAUUAGAAAUGAGAUUUGCACUGACAUACAGAUCCACAAUCAGCAUGUACUCCCCAGUUUUAUAGACCUUCCAAAUCUGUGUGCUUCCAUAUACAGUGUGGAUCUUUCCAGUAGAUUGCGCACAUUUCUUGUUGCAUGUCCUCCUCCUGGCCCCUCACCACCCAUCUCUGAACUUGUUAUUGCAACAGCAGACUUUCAAAUGGAUCUUGCUUCUUGGAACAUUAAUCCUGUGAAAGGCGGAGUGGAUGCCAAAGAGUUGUUCCACUCAUAUAUAACUCGUUGGAUCCAAGACAAGCGUCUUACCUUGCUAGAAUUGUGCAAAUUAGAUAAGGUGAAGUGGUCUGGUGUCAGAACUCAACAUUCAACAACUCCUUUUGUUGAUGAGAUGUAUGAGCAUUUGAUGAAUAUGCUGAAUGAAUAUGAAGUAAUAGUUUCCCGUUGGCCAGAUUAUAUUGUUGUCUUGGAGAAUGCCAUUGCAGAUGUUGAGAAGGCAAUCAUUGAAUCUUUGGAUAAGCAGUAUGCUGAUUUCUUAUCACCAUUGAAGGACAGUCUAGCACCCAAAAUCUUUGGCCUCAAAUAUGUUCAAAAGUUUGCCAAACGGACAGGGGAAGCUUAUACUGUCCCUGAUGAGUUGGGAAUAGUUCUGAAUUCCAUGAAAAGGAUGCUGGAUGUGCUGCUGCCCAAGGUUGAGACUCGGAUGAAAACAUGGAUUUCUUGCACCCCUGAUGGUGUAGAUACAGUCGCAGGAGAAUGUCUUAGUGAAAUUACAGUUCUACUCAGGUCCAGAUUCAGAAGUUACCUACAAGCAAUUGUGGAAAAACUUGUAGAAAAUACAAAAAUGCAGAGUGCUACAAAACUGAAAAGCAUAAUCCAAGAUUCAAAGGAAACUAUGGUGGAGUCAGAUCUUCGAAAUCGAAUACAGCCUUUGAAGGAUUUGCUAAUAAAGACAAUAGAUCAUCUGCAAAAUGUUGUUGAACCUCAUGUGUUCAUAGCCAUUUGCCGAGGUUUCUGGGACAGAAUGGGACAGGAGAUUCUACAGUUCUUGCAAAACAGGAGAGACAAUAGAUCCUGGUACAAAGGCUCCCGAAUUGCUGUUUCUAUCUUGGAUGAUAUUUUUGCAUCACAAAUGCAACAAUUACUUGGAAAUGCACUGCAAGAGAAAGACUUGGAGCCGCCAAGAUCCAUAAUGGAAGCACGGUCAGUGCUGUGUAAAGAUGCCGUAAGCCACCAAGACAACAACUACUAUUAUUAGAUUCUUUGUUGCUGUACAUACAGGGUUCAUGUUUUCUUUUGCUCAUUUCUUCAUUGAAGGAGGAAUGGUGAAAAAAAUAUAUAGCUGAAAGAGGACCACACACAUUGACUUCCACAGAAUGAAUUUGUGUCAAUUUUGAUCCAUCAUCUCUCAUUUUUGUAAAGCUUUCCCAUCCACCAUGGCCUUUGUGGUGAAUUUCCCCCCUUGUCAGGAAUGUUAAAGUUUGGGAACUUCAUUGCAACUCAUCCCAAUUAUAGUUUAUAUGUAAAAAUCUUGAUUAUAUAAUCUCACCUAUUAUUCUUCUCCACACGCUGGAGAUUUUAUCUUUAA
Molecule: messenger RNA, 4251 nt
Organism: Ricinus communis (castor bean)
Lineage: Eukaryota; Viridiplantae; Streptophyta; Magnoliopsida; Malpighiales; Euphorbiaceae
Exons: 23
Coding region: 286-3921 (1211 amino acids)
Source: RefSeq, a predicted model, not a curated record